Clupea harengus (Atlantic herring) is the source of this 1036-nucleotide messenger RNA. RefSeq names its product calponin-1-like. Gene Ontology annotation, biological process: actin filament organization; actomyosin structure organization. Gene Ontology annotation, cellular component: actin cytoskeleton; focal adhesion. Gene Ontology annotation, molecular function: actin filament binding. Lineage: Eukaryota; Metazoa; Chordata; Actinopteri; Clupeiformes; Clupeidae. The record is from RefSeq and is a predicted model, not a curated record.
UGAGGGAAAGUUACGAGCACUACUUCUGGGCCACUGUGCAAGAGAAACAGGUGGGAUAAGACUGGUGCUGGAACCUCACAGAGACUAACCCUAACCAAAGGACAAACCAUGGCUAGCCAUUUUAUCAGAGGACCAAGUUUUGGAAUGUCAGCUGAGGUCAAGAGCAAGCUGGCCGGGAAGUAUGACCCAGUGAGGGAGGAGCAGCUGCGACUGUGGAUCCAGGAGGUGACGGGCCGCCGCGUUGGCGACAACUUCAUGGAGAGCCUGAGGGACGGAGUGCACCUGUGCGAACUAAUCAACAAGCUGCAGCCGGGGUCAGUGAGGAAGAUAAACACAUCCACCCAAAACUGGCAUCAGCUUGAGAACAUCGGUAACUUUGUGCGAGCCAUCACUGAUUACGGACUCAAGGCUCAUGACAUCUUUGAGGCCAACGACCUCUUUGAGACCAUGAACCACACUCAGGUCCAGUCCACGCUGAUUGCCCUAGCUGGAGUGGCCAAGACCAAGGGCUUCAACACCAAAUACGACCUUGGGGUGAAGUACGCCGAGAAGCAGCACCGCAAGUUUGCCCCGGACCUGAUGAGGGAAGGGCGCAACGUCAUCGGCCUGCAGAUGGGCACCAAUAAGUGUGCCAGCCAGAAGGGCAUGACCUCCUAUGGAACGAGACGGCACCUAUACGACCCCAGGUCUAGCAUGGAUACCCCUCUGGAUCAGUCCACCAUCAGUCUACAGAUGGGCACAAACAAAGGAGCCAGCCAGGCUGGCAUGACUGCGCCUGGCACCAAGCGACAGGUGUUUGAAUCAAAGAUGGACCUGAUGAACUGUGACACAUCGACCGUGUCCCUCCAGAUGGGCACCAACAAGGCGGCGUCUCAGCGGGGCAUGACGCCCCUGGGUCUCCCACGCCAAGUCUACGACAAGAAUUACUGCUCCAAAGUUGACGAGUACUACAACGAAUCCUACUUGGACGGCUACGAUGGCUCUGACUAAAGUCGAUAUGAGCCCAUCCUCUCAAAGCAAACCAAAAAAUUCAGAU